GUGACGUACAAAGAACCGUUCAUUCGCAUGUGAGUUUUUACAACACCUUUCUGAUUCACCAAUAAACAACUUUUUAAAUCCAUAUAACAUUUAAUAAAAUAAAGCACGAUUAAUUUAUAAAGACUAUUGUUUUGCUACAUUAAUAUUAAAUGUUUAUUCGCAACGAUUCGCAUUCGGGAUUCUUGCCAUCCAGUUAUGCAUCAAUCAUAUUCAGCACAAGAAAAAUAAGCAGAAGGGUGUAUCUGAGAAAUAAAUGUUCCCUAUGCUGAGACUAUUAACGGUAAAUUUAAGAGGACUUGCACAACACAAGACCCCACGUCUUAAAUUCAGCACAUCCUCUGUCAUGGCCAAAAGCAAGUUUGAGUACGUAAGAAACUUUGAGCUUGACGACACGUGUUUGAAAAACUGCUACAUUGUGGUUCGUCUAGAUGGACGCAACUUUCACAAAUUUUCAGAUGAACACAAGUUCAUAAAACCCAAUGACAACAGAGCUCUGGGCCUGAUGAGACGCAGUGCACUCUCAGUCAUGGAAGAGCUUGAUGACAUCACAAUUGCCUAUGGACAGAGCGAUGAGUUUAGUUUUGUCUUCAAAAGAUCAUCGAACUGGUUCAAAAGACGGGCCAGUAAACUGAUGACCCAUGUGACUUCCCAGUUUUCCUCUAGCUUUGUUUUCUACUGGAAGGAGUAUUUUGGGGAGCAGCCACUGCUGUACCCGCCGAGCUUUGAUGGAAGGGUGGUGCUGUAUCCUAGCAACCAAAACCUCAGAGACUACCUAAGCUGGAGACAGGCGGAUUGUCAUAUCAACAAUUUGUACAACACUACAUUUUGGACCCUGGUGCAGAAAGGUGGACUGACCACAACGGAGGCCGAAUUGAGACUCAAUGGAACCCAAGCUGCAGAUAAAAAUGAGAUCUUGUUUUCUGAGUUCAGUAUCAAUUACAAUAGCGAAUUCCCAAUGCACAAAAAAGGCACAUCGUUAAUAUGGGAAAUGGUAAAUGAGACCUCAACUAAGAAGAUCAAGCGACCAAACGAAGCAGAGACUGAAGUUACUGUGACACGGACCAGAAAGAAAGUUACUGCUCAUCACUGUGACAUUAUUGGAGAUCAGUUCUGGGAAGAACAUCCAGACAUUCUGGAAAGAGACUAGCAUGGUUGAAAUCAAACCCGAAACCCAUAUGCUUUUCAUUUUGAUAUUUAAUAAAAAACUAUUGUUGUUUAAUAUUUGUUGCAUUUAUUGCAACAUUAUGAAUAAACAAACAGGCACAACAUCUGUCAAAAGUCAACAAUGUUUGCUACAACGUUUAUAAAUUGAUAGCUCACUUAAAAACUAACAUUUUGUCAACCCUAUUAGGUUUUGAGUGAGGGUAAGAAAAAUAAAACAUUUUUGAGAAAAUGGAACAAAACCUAUCCUCUGAAUAAGUAUAUACCCUGUUUUGUCUGAUCUCUCACUAUUCAGUGGGGGGGAAAGCUGUUGUCUUGAUGUUAUUUUUCUUCAGAUUCCUGUAGGAGAUAAGAAGGAACCAGGAAUGACAGAGGGAUCUGUUUCUUUCCUGCAGGGAUGAGCAUCUGUGUUACCCACCCCCACUGCUUCCUCUCGGUAUAGAGACUUUCUCUUUAGACAACGUUUCGGCUUAAUUUCAGUGUUUCUGCAAUUCCAGCUGGACGGAAACAGCACGAGCACAUUUAAUGAAGUGAAUAAAAUUUGUACUUGUAAAGUUUUGAAGUGCUGAAAUGAAGACCAAUGUGUGGCUUUCUUUUCUGUUGGUUAUGUUCACCACAGUAUAACUGCAUACACGAUCAUAGAAUGUCUCUCUCUCUGUCCAAUGAAUCACCACAGGUGUAUGCUGUGUAUGCUAUAUGUGUGCCAAGCUGUUUUUUUAUUACGCCUAAUAUUGUAUUGGGUAUCCCUGACCUAAUUUUGUGCUUAAAUUUGUGACUGUACACUGUAACUGCAACAGCUGUGCAUGCUUUUGAAGAUCUGUCAUAUUGAGCAUGUUUGUAAGUACAGACUAAUAUUUUAGCAAAUUUCACUCAUAACAAAUUACAGUAGUAUUGUCCACACAGCAUGACAAUAGAUGAUAACUAAAUAUCUUGAUUAUCUCAAUAAAUCACACACGUGACUCACGUCAGCACUUAACACUACUGUUCUUAUCAUUUUAGAGCCAAGCUGUAUUUUAUUACAGAUGUUAUUUUGAGUAUCCCUGACCUAAUUUUGUGCUUUAUUUAUAGCGGGAUUGUUGUAUAACUGCGUGCU
Messenger RNA from Triplophysa rosa, 2254 nucleotides. It is a transcript of the gene thg1l, whose product is annotated as tRNA-histidine guanylyltransferase 1-like. Lineage: Eukaryota; Metazoa; Chordata; Actinopteri; Cypriniformes; Nemacheilidae. The transcript is spliced from 6 exons. The record is from RefSeq and is a predicted model, not a curated record. Gene Ontology annotation, biological process: tRNA modification. Gene Ontology annotation, molecular function: magnesium ion binding; tRNA guanylyltransferase activity. Bases 254 to 1147 code for a protein of 297 amino acids.